GUCUGGCACCGAAGAAGACAGCCAUCACUGAGGGACCAUCGCUACCGGGACAGCCUGGCCAAGGAAAGAAGAUAGGUCAUCGAGGCGUUGAUGCUUCUGGUGAAACCACCUACAAAAAGACCACCUCAUCCACUCUGAAGGGGGCCAUCCAGCUAGGGAUUGGAUAUACUGUCGGCAAUCUGAGCUCCAAGCCAGAGAGAGAUGUCCUGAUGCAGGACUUCUACGUGGUAGAGAGCAUUUUUUUCCCAAGUGAAGGAAGUAAUCUCACCCCGGCUCACCAUUACGCUGACUUCAGGUUCAAGACCUAUGCACCAGUGGCUUUUCGGUACUUCCGAGAACUCUUUGGGAUUCGUCCAGAUGAUUAUUUGUAUUCAUUAUGUAACGAGCCUCUGAUAGAGCUGUCGAACCCUGGUGCCAGCGGCUCCCUCUUCUAUGUCACCAGCGACGAUGAAUUCAUCAUAAAAACUGUGAUGCACAAGGAAGCUGAAUUCUUACAGAAGCUCCUUCCUGGCUACUACAUGAAUCUGAACCAGAACCCACGGACGCUGCUGCCGAAGUUUUACGGACUUUACUGUGUGCAAUCAGGGGGCAAAAAUAUCCGCGUGGUCGUGAUGAACAACAUUCUGCCUCGCGUGGUGAAAAUGCACCUGAAAUUUGACCUGAAAGGCUCGACCUAUAAACGCCGGGCAUCCAAGAAGGAAAAAGAAAAGUCCAGCCCUACAUACAAGGAUCUAGACUUCAUACAAGACAUGCCUGAGGGCCUGAUGUUGGAUGCAGACACCUUCAGUGCAUUGGUGAAAACGUUGCAACGAGACUGUCUGGUGUUGGAAAGCUUUAAAAUCAUGGACUACAGCCUCCUGCUUGGGGUUCAUAACAUAGACCAGCAAGAACGGGAGCGACAGUCUGAGGGAGCCCACAGCACGUCGGAUGAGAAGCGUCCCGUGGGGCAGAAGGCGCUUUACUCCACAGCCAUGGAGUCCAUCCAGGGUGGGGCUGCCCGGGGGGAGUCCAUAGACACAGACGACACGAUGGGAGGAAUUCCAGCAGUAAAUGGCAAAGGAGAGCGUCUCCUGCUGCAUGUAGGAAUAAUAGAUAUCCUUCAAUCAUACAGGUUCAUCAAGAAGCUAGAACAUACCUGGAAGGCCCUUGUCCAUGACGGGGACACGGUGUCAGUACACAGACCCAGCUUUUAUGCAGAGAGAUUCUUCAAAUUCAUGACCAACACGGUGUUUCGAAAGAAUUCCUCUCUGAAGUCAUCUCCCUCAAAGAAAGGGCGUAGUGCCUUGCUAGCUGUCAAGAUGGUUGGUCCAACGGCUGCAUUUUCAGCUAGCCAGCUUCCCUCUGAGAAGGACGAAACACAGUAUGAUCUUCGUGCAGCCAGGAGUUACCCCACACUUGACGAUGAAGGCAGGCCAGACCUGCUACCUUGCACACCUCCUUCCUUUGAAGAAGCUACCACGGCCUCCAUAGCCACAACGCUAUCUUCAACAUCUCUCUCUGUUCCUGAGCGAUCCCCUUCGGAGACCUCUGAGCAGCCCCGGUACAGGAGGCGCACACACUCCUCAGGGCAGGAUGGCAGGUCGCACGAGGAGGUGCGGGUUGAGGAGGAGCUUCAGCAGAUCAGCAUCGAGCUGGAGCCCAAGUGUGACGUUGAGAUCGUAGCUCCCGAAGAUGACAAAGAAGAGGCGGCUUCUUCAGCCUGUGCCAUUGUAACGUCCACAGCUACAAUAGAGGUGGAGACAGCCAGCCAGGCCUCUGAACCAGCCAGCCAGGCCUCGGAUGAAGAUGACGUGCCAGUCACAGACAUAUACUUUCCGACAGACGAGAGGAGUUGGGUUUACUCCCCGCUCCACUAUAGCGCUCAACUCCACUCUGUCUCCGAUGAGGAGAGCGAUACAUAAUCUCUAUGCAGACACAGAAGCCCCAGAGAGCAGCGAUUCCCUCUGCAGGUCGAUGUGUUCCCUUUUCGUUGAUGCAGCCGUUCCAGUGGGAUGGGGAAGAGCUUGCUGACACCAGUAUUGCUGCACUGCAGGAUCCCGGGCACUGCGUUUCAGAACGGAGCAAAACUAUAACCAUGUAUUUCUACUUACACCAGACGUGGGCAGCAAAGAAACCACCCACUCACCCGCAGCUCCCAACGGAGACAUCCAGCUGGGUGUAGAGAAUCCUGGGUAGUAACACAGUGUUUUCCAGACGUGCACUACCGUAGCUACCUAUCCAUGUGUGAUACUGUGAACCUUUUUAAUUUUUUAAUCAUGUAUUUAUUUCUUUUAUCUUUGCACAGAGACAGCACAAAUGUGCUUUUUUAAA
Balearica regulorum gibbericeps (East African grey crowned-crane) is the source of this 2310-nucleotide messenger RNA. NCBI's taxonomy places the organism in Eukaryota, Metazoa, Chordata, Aves, Gruiformes, Gruidae. The record is from RefSeq and is a predicted model, not a curated record.